Messenger RNA from Drosophila teissieri, 2194 nucleotides. RefSeq lists its product as uncharacterized. The transcript has a single exon. The record is from RefSeq and is a predicted model, not a curated record. Bases 112 to 1722 code for a protein of 536 amino acids. Lineage: Eukaryota; Metazoa; Arthropoda; Insecta; Diptera; Drosophilidae.
CUUGGAGGCAUUAAUCAAAGCAUACAUCCGUAUGCCAGCUAUAACCAAAAUUCCGAGUCAUAGGAUUCUCAGCGUUUUUCCAUUGUUAAUUUCCGUAAAUAAAUUAUUAUCAUGUGGAGUGUUAGACGUGGCAUCGCCUCUGCGACCGCUGAAGGUCUCCGAAAGUUGUCCCCCAAUCUGGGACAGUACUCCAGUCCUCUUCAAUCAUGGUGUCCACCUGUUUCCACCUUUGUUAAGAAACUGGAAGCAACGAGGAACUAUCUGAGGAUAACAGAGGAACCCGAAUUGCCCAAUUUGGUAAAGGGUUAUGAGCAAUUGUACCGGGGAUGUCAUAGAAUACCUGCUGGCUCCACCAAGCUUAGAAAAUCUGCACUAGACAAUCCGCCAAAGAAAUUUUGGCAAAAAAACGUCUCACAAGAAAAUCCCGGAAACAUUUUGGAUUUAACAUUCAACAAUUUAGCAAGCAAAUCAAACAGCACAAUUAGUGGAUCUAAAAAGCCGCAACGCUAUUUUAUAAACUCAACGGAGCCUAAAAUCAGUAAUCCCUCAAAGAAUUUCAAAAAUAAAAACUUUAGAGAGGCAGCGGGUGGUUAUAUCCGUAAAAUCUAUAGUCCACAUCUAAAAGUGCCAGAAGCAAGAAAUGUACAUAAAUUUCUGGUAAACAGGAAGGUGCACAAUAGUUCCUUGAAUUCCUUGAAUAAUCCUCAAAAAUCCACUACCUCAACAACGAACCUGAAAACUAAAACUAAGCUUAAGAAUUAUUCAAAAACUUCCCCGCCCCGAAGACAAUCUCGAAAAAAGAGUCUAAAGAACUUUAACUCUGUCGAUGAUUUCCUUGAAAAACUUAGGACUAGUAAAUUUAAAAAUCUAAAAUCUAGCUCACUUUUUCCAACGGGGUCACUAGGUUCUAGGGCAAAGUAUCGAUCCAAAAGAAAUACCGUGACUAAAGAUGCGAAUGCCACUACAACACAGCCUCCAGAUAACUCCAAACUGGAAAUUGAUUUCGAGCGCAACAGUGUGACACCAUGGGAUCAAGUAUUCUCCAUGUCGUGGCUACCAAAAUUGGAAAGGACCUUUCUUAGUCCUGGGGCCACCGAUCUCUAUGAUUUUGGACCACUUGAUAUACAAACGUACGCAAAGGACUUCGAGUCCACGCAUAGCAUUCAGCCCUAUGUCAAAGUACCUUCGUCGAGUGUAGAAAAGCCCAGGACUAAACGUAUAAGGAUAAAAGAAAAGAAUCUAAAUCUACAACGUGCACCGAGAAGGCAGCUUAAAAAGAAGUACUGUGUAACUGGGUCGUGUAAAAGACCCACCUGUUUUGCGAAACCAUAUAAGUACCACUUGUUUAGGUUCGAAAUCUGUCCGCGGAAACGCAGAACUCGCAAGAAAACUGUGUCCUGUCAGACAGAAGUCAACCGAAACAGAUGUGAACUAUGUGAUUUCAGUAGACCAAAGAACGCACCCGACCAACCAUUCAUGAUUGAGAUGAAGAGGCGUCAGGAUCGCGAGCAGUUGAAGAAGUACUAUCUGAAAAUGGCCGAGAAGGAAAAACAGUACUCUACAGAUACAGAACCUAAAUCAUUUGCUAAAUCUGGAACUAGUUGCAAUCAUAAUGUUGGCAAGAUGCGCCACGAACUGAAGAAAUGCUUGGUUACGUUGAACCUUUGUGGAAGUCUUGUCGAACAUUGGUUGCAAUUGUCCAGAUGCAAGGGGAGAAACUAAGUUAGAUGCCAAACUGAGUGGCUCUAGAAUCAACCAAACAUUUAAACGCAUGAUGCAUUUAGUAUGUUUUUACUGUCGAACAAGGUGUUCAUACUGACGAUACUGAAUAAAUUUGGUUUAUUACCAUUACCCUCCAAAAUGGUUUGAUAAUAAAGUUAAUGGAGAAAUUCUGAAAUCCAAGUUGCCUUGGCAGAACUGUUAGGAAAGUAAAUACUUGUAUAUUUGGUCAUUGAAUUAAUAGCGCUAUCCAGAAAAGGCAAUGAACUUAUCAAAUUGUCAAGCAAGUAUGCCAAACUAUGUUAUUAGUCAUUUAAAAAUCCUACAUAAAUAUCUUUCAAUCCUAACCAAAAAAUUAUUAGUGCCUUGACCAUGAACAUUUUGAAGAGCACCCGUUUGCUGGAUCGAAAUUGUCUGCGUGACAAGAUCCAGGGACUAUCGCCUCUGCUACGGACCAUGGACUGGCCACCAAACA